AUGGACUAUCUCAUCACCGAGGGCUAUCCGUCUGCCGCUGAGAAAUUCGCCGCCGAGGCGAAUAUUCAACCCAAGGCAGACUUCUCCUACAUUCAGGAGCGUGUUCAGAUACGGGAUUCCAUAUACCGUGGGGAUCUGCAGGCUGCUAUCGAACUCAUCAAUGAGCUCAAUCCCGAACUUUUGGACCUGGACAAGAGGCUCCAUUUUUCUCUUUUGCGUCUUCAGCUCGUCGAACUCAUCCGACAAAGCUUCAGUUCUCCGGACCCAAGCCUUGUAGGCAAAGCGAUCGAAUUUGCACAGAAGAACCUCGCACCAUACGCUCCUUUGGAAGCACAAUUCAAGAUCGACCUAGAGCGAGCUAUGGCACUCUUGAUUGUACCGAGGGACUCUUGGACUUCGGGAGUAUCCUCGGGUCCUUCUGGACAGUCUGCAUCACAGGUUCAAAAUGAUUUUGGGGCGCUGGCGGAGCUUGUUGACCCUUCACUGCGCCGCAAGGUCGCCAAAGAGGUCAAUGAAGCGAUCCUCCAAUCUCAAGACCAGAGACGAGAAGCCAACAUCCGAUAUCUCGUUAGGGCUCGCUCAUGGGCGGAACAACUGGCUCGGGAGAAGAAGGUCGAUCUACCUGACCAUCUCAGUCUCGGUCUGGAUGGGGGUGAUUCGGCAAAAGACAGCCAGAAUGGACACAAUGGAGACACCGAGAUGACAGAAAACGGCGGGGAAGAUAAUUCCAUAAACGCCUACGCCGAAAUGGCACGAUAUGCCCACGUCGCUUCCUGA
Molecule: messenger RNA, 777 nt
Organism: Capronia coronata CBS 617.96
Lineage: Eukaryota; Fungi; Ascomycota; Eurotiomycetes; Chaetothyriales; Herpotrichiellaceae
Exons: 2
Coding region: 1-777 (258 amino acids)
Biological process (GO): proteasome-mediated ubiquitin-dependent protein catabolic process
Cellular component (GO): cytoplasm; nucleus
Molecular function (GO): protein binding
Source: RefSeq, a predicted model, not a curated record